Messenger RNA from Oldenlandia corymbosa var. corymbosa, 2164 nucleotides. The record is from the annotation of a GenBank genome assembly. NCBI's taxonomy places the organism in Eukaryota, Viridiplantae, Streptophyta, Magnoliopsida, Gentianales, Rubiaceae.
GGGCAAUAUUACAAAGGUGUAAAAGAUGAGAAACAAACCCCUAAACCCAGAAUUAGCAUGUCGUUUCGUUUUUAAGGGUUUGACAGUCAGUCACCAAUUCAAAGUCUUCAAAUUACUCAACGGAAUUGACACAAUUACAGAUUCAGUCCGACCGGAAAAUUGUCAAAUUUGCUAUGAGAAAGGCUUCCUCCUUAUUUUUUCCACAGCUCCGGCGAUCCCAUAAAAUCCCUUUAUGUUCUCUUUCUGACCAUCGUUCUUUCUCCCAGCUGCACUCCCGUCAAGACAUCCCAUCUCCUGCUGCAAAUGGACGAGAUAAUCAUUCACGCCAUUUCCCCAAAACCGAUGGUAAUUUGUCCUUUAAUUUCAUAAAGAACGAGUUUUUCUCCCGGAAUUUCAAUUCCCAAGCGGAAAAUGCAUCCGAAGAGUAUAAAGACCAGCUUUGGAAGGAUUUUCUGAGUCUAAAAUCCACUACUCAUAUGGAAACGCUGUUCAAGGAGAUGGAGGCAAUCUAUGAUGAAGCAGAACUAGCGGUGCCAUGCCUGGUGAUGGGGAUUGAAGUAUAUCAAGAAGGUAAGGACCCUGAAAAAGCUUUAUCUUUAGCUAAUAGAGCUCUCAAGAUUUCUGUAACUUGUGAUACUGAGCCUUCCCUUGAACUUGCUAUGUCUUUGGGAUUGUUGGGUUCUGUGUGCUUUAGUUUGAAUAGGCUUGAUGAUAGUUUGGAAUAUCUGGAAGGGGCAAAUAGGGUGUUCAAUAGUCUGGAAAUAGAUGGUUCUAGAACAUUUCGCCUUCCUCGGUAUAAUGACCCGUAUGCAGAUGAUGAAAGAACCUUUUGGCUUCAUCUCCAUGCUGUCCAGUAUGGAUUAUUUGGUACCAAGACAGCAAUUGGACGGAGAGAGGAGGCUAUAGAUCAUAUUGGGAACGCAUUAGAGAUAAGAGAGAAAUUGUCGAUGGAUGAAGAUUCUGGGUCUUUAGGAUUUGCUUACAGGGAUGUAGCAGAGGCUUAUCUUGCUGUUUUGAAUUUCAAGGGAGCAUUGCCAUAUUGUUUGAAGGCAUUAUAUCUUUUUAAAGAGCAAUAUGGGCAGAAAUCACUGUAUUCGGGUCUUGUGUUGAGGCUUCUAGGCGUGAUAUAUACUGGAUUGGGGGAACAUGAAAAGGCAUUGGAGCAAAAUAAGUUGUCUCGGGAGGUUUUCAGAAGUUGGGGCGCCAAUUACGACUUACUCCUAGCUGAAUCUGAGGGAGCCAAUAUGCUAAUUGCAUUGGGAAGAUUCGACAAGGCUAUGGACACAUUGAAGGGUGUUGUAAACCAGCCUCUAAACUAUAUCGAGCAUCCUGAAGUUACCGCAUGGCGAUAUUCAUUGUAUCAAGUCCCAAGUCCAUACCAUGCGAAGAUAAUCUCAAAAGCUCAACAAAAACUUGAGAUGGAGGAGAAAGUCAAAGAAGCUCAGCAACUGCUUGAGGAGUUGUUGAAGAAGAAAGGCGAUACGGGGUGCUCUGCAUCCUCAAAGGAGGCUCUCUUGUAGGCAGUGCCUUCAGUUGACAAAUGAAAAAUGGCCUAUUGUUGUCCAAUAUAUGAUUGGUUAUUUGUUGCUUAGAGGGGUUCAAUCAUGCUCCCGGAUCAGAAUUUAAAAAAUCUGUUCUGGUUUACUUGGAUAUUAUUCUUUUUGACUUGCCAUUUGUUCAAAUUCUAUUUGUAUUUUUUUUAAAACUAAUUGGCCUGCUUAUUGUCUGGAUUAGUUGGAGAGAACAAAGGCUGCAUUUUUUAUUUGAAGUAAUCUUUGAUAAUUUACUUCAAGAUCGAUGGGUUUAAUAAUUUUUGAGGUUGUAAGAUUUCAACUAAUGCUUCUUCUUUUUUCUGUAAUCUUUCAACAAAUACACAAGGGUGAGGCAGCGAGUAUGUUGCCUCAUUAGUUCAUAGAAGGCUUUUACUUUCUUGAAUAUUGGUUGCCCUCCACAUUUGACCCGAAAUAUCAAACUUGGACUGAUAUUGUUUGUUUAUGGGAUAUGAGACAUAUGCUCUGCCCGAGAGAAGUAUUGAUCACCGGUGUACAAAAUGCCCGUAAUUUUCUAUCUCCUGCAAUGUCUAAUAUACUUCCUUCGUCCCAAAAAAAAUACUUUAAGUAGUAUAAAUUUCAAAACUCAAUGUAGACUAUUGUUUUGGGACGGA